CAACCCUCUGAAAUUUUAGACCUAGAAAUGUUAAAAACAUCCACAUCCUCCUCCACAUCCAUCUCCUCCUCCACAUCCUCCUCCCCAUUAAUCUCCACCUCCUCGACAUCCUCCUCCACACCCAUCUCCUCCUUCUUCACAUCCUCCAUAUUGCAGUUCCUCGUGAUUUAG
Messenger RNA from Protopterus annectens (West African lungfish), 171 nucleotides. RefSeq lists its product as uncharacterized. The record is from RefSeq and is a predicted model, not a curated record. The transcript is spliced from 3 exons. The annotation marks the transcript as partial. Lineage: Eukaryota; Metazoa; Chordata; Ceratodontiformes; Protopteridae.